AUGAACCACAUACAAGAGUACUCAUCGGACUCUGAAUUAGCUUCAGACGAAGAACAGUCUAGCAGGGAUAUUGAUGAUAUUAAUAUCUUCCUGCAAAACUAUGCUGAGAAUAUGUUGAAUAGAGGGUCGAUCUUUUUAUACAUACCAUGGAGACCUUCUGCAUCUGCUUUGAAUCUCAUGCACUCUCAAACAAAGAAGGCAAUGUCCAGGAUACCUAUCGCUUCCAAGUACAGUUGGAGUGACAUUGGAAAGGUUUCUCCCUUGAGAUACCAUAUAUCAAUUUAUCCGAAUAUUGAAGGUGAUGAUUAUAAGAUCGAGCAAUUAAAAGAUAACCUUAAGCAUUCUUUCCAAAAUCUCGAAAUUGAUGAUUCAUUAGUGGGGUUUGAUGAGGAGGAGGUCAAUCGUUAUCAAAGAGUGAAGGGUAUAUUAGGACAGGCCGCAAGCCCCAAGAAGUAUGUUCGACUAAAGUUUGAACCCCAUCUUCGAGUUUUCAAAAGCACAAAGAAAGAUACACUAUUCUUGGCCGGCGUAAUUGAUAUAAAUGCUAGUUCCGGAAGAUUUUUUGAGAGAAUCCGUGAUUCUAUUUUCACAAACGCAAACUCCUUGUCCUUGAUUGAGAGAAAGCCGAAAAUGCCAAUCUACCACAUUAGUUUUCAGCUAGGUGAACUUAAGUCUACAGUUUCUGAGGACGAAAUUGAAGAGUUCAAUUGUCAAUUGGAAGAUUUAGAUAUUGGACUUGAAUCAAUAAAUGUCUAUGUUUCGGACAUUAUUAUCAAUUCCAUUGGUACUUUUAAGCUGACAAAGUCAAUUCAACUCAAUAUAUAG
Suhomyces tanzawaensis NRRL Y-17324 is the source of this 825-nucleotide messenger RNA. RefSeq lists its product as uncharacterized. NCBI's taxonomy places the organism in Eukaryota, Fungi, Ascomycota, Pichiomycetes, Serinales, Debaryomycetaceae. The coding region runs from base 1 to 825 and encodes 274 amino acids. The transcript has a single exon. The record is from RefSeq and is a predicted model, not a curated record.